This is a messenger RNA of Aspergillus pseudoviridinutans, 1152 nucleotides long. RefSeq lists its product as uncharacterized. The record is from RefSeq and is a predicted model, not a curated record. The coding region runs from base 1 to 1152 and encodes 383 amino acids. The transcript has a single exon. Lineage: Eukaryota; Fungi; Ascomycota; Eurotiomycetes; Eurotiales; Aspergillaceae.
AUGCCAACCACAUGCUCCACCUUGUUGACAGUGCCGUUUUUGGCACUGGUUUCAGUACCUCUGAUCUUCUCCGCAUAUAUCACCAUCUGCCUCUCCGUGCUGACUCUGUUUUUACGACUUUUCGUCAUUUACGUUGAGCUAUGCUAUGCUAUUGUCUCAAACUACUUUGUAAUUCCGAUAUCUAGCAAGUCUUCAUUGCUGAGUUUUGCCUCUGAACCGACUACCCCCGCCGCCACCUCUGCCACGCCCAAGAGACGAUCCAUUGAUCAUGGCGUCGGUGUGAUAUUGCCUCACCCCAGCAACCAUCGCCACGUGGCGCCCUUUUCUCGAGGGCACACUCGCUCGGCGCCGACUCGACGGCGAAAUAGUUCGUCUGCUCUCCUAACUCUCAUCAGCGGAGAUGAAGGUCGGGACUUCGAAGGCGUGGGUGGUUGGCGCUGCCCACCAUCUGCAAGGUCGCAGGGCCAUCUCUCCAGGUCCGCAUCGUCCUCCUCAAAGGACAGCAUAAGCGACGAGGCAGAUGAGCGGGCCUGGCUCUCAAUCAAUGAUCGUCUCGAGCUCCCCUCACAGCCAUUUCCACUGCGGAACCACCCCGAAACAGCAGACAUUCUGCCCUGGAGACACAGCCAGGCCACCUCUCAUAGUCCCGAGGGCCACAGGCAGCGCCAUCACCAUCGUUCCGCAACCACCUCCCUGAUCCCCAGUCAAACUCGCCGAGCUCCUACUUCUCCGUCAGCAUCGCGGUCAAACAGGUCAGAGUUCCACUUACCGGCCGGCAACGGGGUCCGCUCCCGAGGUCUCUCUCCGCGGCCACAGUCUCAGGACGCAUCAUCUUUUUCAACAUAUUCUGAUUUUUUCCGUGCUAUGGCCAGUGCGCCGCAGACAUAUUCACAAUUGCACCUAUCAAGUUCAUCCGAUGCCCUGGGUGGUUACUUUGGUUUUCGCCCAGGCAAUGGAGCGAAUAGCAGCGGGAGUGCAGUCUCAACGACGGGCACCACCACGCCGGUCGAGGAUCGUACAACGCCCCGUAGUAUGGGGAGAUUUAUGGCUCAUUAUCCUACAGGCGUCAGGUAUCGUAGACGAAGUGUAUCGGGGCCAAACCUUGGAUCGCAAUUACCCAGUCCUUCUUUGAACAGAGACCGGCCGUUUUGA